AUGCUCCGAGCGUGCGCGCGACGGGCGCGGAAUGUGACGUCGUCCGCGGCGAACGCGCGAGCGAUCGCGCGCGCGCGACACGGUGGGCUCGGUGCGGAGGAAGAGGAGCUCGCGUACGCGCCGAAGACGCACACGCGGUUCGAACCCACGGAACCGACAUUCAUGACGGUGUUCACGCUGGCGAGAAACGAGGCGGCGACGAAGAUGGAGAGCGCGGAGGCGCAGGAGCGACACAUCGCGCGAUUGAUCGGUAUGCUGGGAGGAUCGCUGAAGUCGUUCUACGUGACGCAGACGGGGGAUCACGACGGGGUGGUGAUUUACGCGUUUCCGAAGAAUCACGACUCGAGAACGUUCACGUGCUUGUUGAGGCAGUCGUUGGGAACGGAACGUGAGUGCACGACCAAGUUGAUGUCGAGCGGCGAUGCGGCGACGAGCGCGAGGGCGGCGAGGGAGGUGAUGAAGCGAUUGAAAUGA
Molecule: messenger RNA, 474 nt
Organism: Ostreococcus tauri
Lineage: Eukaryota; Viridiplantae; Chlorophyta; Mamiellophyceae; Mamiellales; Bathycoccaceae
Exons: 1
Coding region: 1-474 (157 amino acids)
Source: RefSeq, a predicted model, not a curated record